AUGCUGACCGGAGCAAUUCGCUCCGAUUAUCUAUCUAUCUAUCUAUCUAUCUAUCUAUCUAUCUAUCUAUCUAUCUAUCUCGAUUCUUUCUUUCUUUUCUUUCUUUCUUUUCUUUCUUUCUUUUUUUCAUUUACCUUUGUUUGUUUCUUUCUUUUGUUAGUUCUUUCUUUCGUUCAUUUGUUAGUCCUUUCUUUCUUUCUUUCUUUCUUUCUUUCUUUUAUACUCUCUUUUUUCUUAAAUUCUCAUUCUUGCUUUCUGCUUAUCUAUCAAUCUUUUUCUUUUUCUCUCUCUCUAUCUUUUUCUCACUGCCUAUCCGCUGAACUCUCUGCCUUUCUUUCUGCCUAUCUACUGACUUCUCUCUAUAUAGCUGUCUAUUCAAGUCUUUCUUUCUCUUCCUUUCUCUUUCUAUCGAUCGUUCGAUCGAUCGAUCGAUCUUGCUUUCUCUCUUCAUUCCUAUCUUUUGAUCUCUCUGUCCCUUUCCCUGCCUGUCCGUUGAUCUCUUUCUCACUUUCUACAUGUCUUUUGAUUUUUCCCUCUCUCUCAUUCUUUUUACCUAUUGAUCUCUUUCUCCUGCAAUGUAUUGAUCUCUCCCUUUCUUUCGAGGUAUUUAUUAAUAUCUCUAUUUCUCUCUCUCUCUCUCUCUCUCUCUCUCUCUUUCUCUAUCUUGCUAUCUAA
Molecule: messenger RNA, 675 nt
Organism: Acanthosepion pharaonis
Lineage: Eukaryota; Metazoa; Mollusca; Cephalopoda; Sepiida; Sepiidae
Source: the annotation of a GenBank genome assembly